AAAGCUUCUCUUCUUCACGCGCUUGCAGUAAAUCGAUCUUAAUCUCAGCUAGCUAGCUAGCUAGCCAUGGCGUCGUCCAGGGCUUUACUUGUGUUCGCUCUGCUGCUCGCCGCUGCCUUCCUCGUCAACUGCGCUCGACAAGAACCUCAGCCCAACGAGGGACCGGCAGCUGACCCCAACGCCGGCGGCGGCGGCGGAGGCGGCGGCGACGGAUCAUCGGGCUACGACGACGGCAAAGUGUCCAAGUCCGGCCACCGGCCGCAGGCGAAGUACUAUAAUGGCCACCGGCCGCAGGGGAAGUAUGGUGGCCAUCGUCCGCAGGGGAAAUACUACGGGUACAGCGAAUGCGGUGGCGGCGGUGACGACGGCGACUGCGGCGGUCCAUGCGAGCAUCGUCGCUGUGAGUACGGCUGCUGCGAGGGCGGGUACGGCGGCGACCGCGGCCACCGGUGCUGCGAUCACGGCGAGUUCGGCGGCCGCCACUAGCUAGCCCGAUCAUAUCAUAUCGCAUGCGCCGCCGAUCGAUCGAUGACGACCCUAUUGGCUAUAGCAGCUAUUAGUCUAUUAAUUACUGCCCAUCACAUACUGCAGUAGAGGUUUGGUUUAGUUAUAAUAAAAACUGUCGUUAUUCGCAAGUGUGUAUCUGUAUAUACGUAGUUUGGUACUCCAUAUAAUUAAGUAAUGUAUUGUACGUGUCAAGUGUGCUAUGUAUGAAAUAUGAAUAGAUCACACGUGGAAUAAAAGAGCGAUAGAGCGGACUGGUGGGAGAUUAA
Oryza sativa Japonica Group (Japanese rice) is the source of this 773-nucleotide messenger RNA. Its product is annotated as glycine-rich cell wall structural protein. NCBI's taxonomy places the organism in Eukaryota, Viridiplantae, Streptophyta, Magnoliopsida, Poales, Poaceae. The record is from RefSeq and is a predicted model, not a curated record.